AUGGCAGCUCCUUCAAAGAAAAAACAACAGAAUCGAAAACAAAACGACGGUCCAAAAUUCAACAAAGCAUCACAGAAGCAAUUCAAAGCCAAGCAGACGAAGAAUAAGAAGAGUUAUUCAAACGAUGCCGUCGAGAAGGAUGCCUCUAUUGCAUUGCAACUUGAGGAUGACGUCCCUGACUUCCCUCGAGGUGGAAAGAGUUCAUUGAGUCAGAGAGAAAGGGACGAAAUUAGAGCAGAAGCUGAGGAAGAAUUCCAUGCGGAGGAGAGGCAAUUGAAUAGGAAGAAUAAGGGGAAAAAGUUUCAAAAAAGAGAUCACAUUCAAGAACAUUUCUCCUGGAAUGAAGCUUUGGGGGUUGUUGCUGAAGUAAAUGAGAAGGACCUCGUAAUCAGUCUUCCUGGUGGAUUGCGUGGAUUAGUACGUUCCACGGAUGCAAUCGAUCCUGUUUUGAAUGAUCAAAUUGAGGACGGUGAAGGUAGCCUUCCAAGUGUAUUCCACGUUGGGCAGCUGGUUUCGUGUAUUGUGUUGCAGUUGGAUGAUGAUAAGAAAGAUAACAAAAAAAGGAAGAUUUGGCUUUCUUUGCGCCUUUCAUUGUUGCACAAAGGCUUCUCGCUAGAUGCUGUUCAAGAAGGGAUGGUUCUCACUGCAUAUGUCAAAAGCAUUGAAGAUCAUGGCUUCAUUCUGCAUUUUGGAUUGUCAUCUUUUAUGGGGUUUUUGCCAAAGAGCAGCCAAGCUGCGAGCAGGGAUUCUGAAGUGAAAACUGGGCAAUUUGUACAGGGAGUCAUUAGAAGGAUUGAUAAACCUCGGAAAGUUGUUUAUCUGAGCUCUGAUCCAGAUACAGUUUCUAAAUGUGUGACUAAGGAUCUUAAGGGCAUUUCAAUUGAUAUGCUCAUUCCAGGCAUGAUGAUUGAUGCCCGUGUACAGUCAACCCUUGAAAAUGGGAUAAUGUUAUCAUUCCUUACAUACUUCACUGGAACUGUCGACAUGUUCCAUUUACAAAAUACUUUUCCUACUUCAAAUUGGAAGGAUAAUUAUGCCAAGAAUAAAAAGGUCAAUGCUCGUAUAUUAUUUAUCGAUCCCUCAACUAGAGCUGUUGGUUUGACUCUCAAUCAACAUCUUGUUCACAACAAUUCCCCUCCAUCUUGUGUUAAAGUUGGAGAUAUUUAUGACAAUGCAAAAGUAGUCAGGGUAGAUAGAGGCAUGGGCCUUCUGCUUGAAAUCCCUUCUUCUCCACUGCCAACACCAGCAUUUGUUAGUGUUUCUGAUGUGGCUGAAGAUGAGGUACGGAAGCUUGAGAAGAAGUUUAAGGAAGGAAGUAGUGUUCGUGUUCGAAUCCUUGGGUGUAGGCAUUUGGAAGGGCUUGCCACAGGGAUUUUGAAGGCUAGUGCUUUUGAAGGAUCUGUAUUCACCCACUCAGAUGUCAAGCCGGGAAUGGUAACAAGGGCUAAAAUCAUAGCUGUUGACAGCUUUGGGGCUAUUGUGCAAUUUGCUGGUGGAGUGAAGGCACUUUGUCCACUUCGACACAUGUCUGAAUUUGAAAUUGUGAAACCUAGAAAAAAAUUCAAGGUUGGAGCUGAACUUUUGUUCCGUGUGCUGGGUUGCAAGUCCAAGAGAAUAACUGUGACACACAAGAAAUCUCUUGUCAAAUCUAAACUUCCAAUUCUUAGUUCAUAUGCUGAUGCAACUGAUGGAUUGAUAACACAUGGUUGGAUAACGAAGAUUGAAAAGCAUGGAUGCUUUGUCCAUUUUUACAAUGGAGUUCAGGGAUUUGUCCCCAGGCUAGUCUUGAAAAAUCUAGAUUGCAUUUUUUAUAAUCUUCUUGAUCUUGCGGAUAUGAGUACAGCAUCUUCUUUUGACCAAUACUCUGCUUCAGGUGAUGUGUCAAUGUUUGUUAAUGAUGGUUCUAUUGAACUUGAGGAUCAUGGGGAGUCUGAGCUUGGAUUAGAGCCAGGAAGCGAUGCAAAUUCAAUGUAUCAAGUUGGACAGGUUGUGAAAUGCAGAGUAAUAAGUUCUAUUGCUGCUUCACACCGGAUCAAUCUUAGUCUCAUAAUGAAGCCUCUAAGGCUUUCUGAAGAAGAUGGCAUCAAGCUGGGUAGCGUGGUUACUGGAGUUGUUGAGAAAGUUACCCCCUCUUCGGUAAUAGUAUCUGUUAAUGCAAAAGGCUACUUGAAGGGGACAAUUACUACUGAACAUUUGUCAGAUCAUCAUGAACAUGCUGCUUUGAUGAAGUCAGUCUUGAAGCUUGGAUAUGAGUUUGAUCAACUACUUGUCCUAGAUAUCGAGAGCAACAGUUUGGCUCUCUCUGCAAAAUAUUCUCUUAUUAACUCUGCUUCCGAGCUUCCUUCGGAUGUAAGCCAGGUUCGUCCUCAGUCAAUAGUCCAUGGGUACAUCUGUAACUUGAUUGACACUGGCUGCUUUGUUCGCUUUCUUGGGAGUUUGACUGGUUUCUCUCCUAGAAGCAAGGCAAUGGAUGACCAAAGAGCUCAGCUUUCAGAAGCCUUUUACAUUGGACAAUCUGUUCGUAGUAGUAUACUCGAUGUUGGUGAACUAUCUGUGACUGAAAUUUCUCAGAUUGUUAAUAAUGAAACAAGCAGAAUAACAGUGUCUUUGAAGCAGUCGUGCUGCUCCUCUACAGAUGCCUCCUUUCUUCAAGAAUAUUUUCUCUCAGAGGAGAAGAUUGCUGAUUUACAAUCUUUAGACUCUAAAGGUCAUGACUUAAAGUGGGUUGAAGGUUUUAACAUUGGUAGCACCGUUGAGGGAAAAAUUCAGGAGUUGAAGGAAUUCGUAGGUGGAUCAACAGUGGAAACUGGUGCAAUUGUUCGAGCUGCGGUUCUUGAUGUUGCCAAGACAGAACGCCUUGUUGAUUUAUCUCUAAAGCUUGAGUUUUUGGAUAAAUCAAGAGACAAGAGUUCUAACAGCCUUACUCAUAAGAAGGUUCUGUCAAUUCCAGAGCAUAACUAUGCCAUAGGUUAUGCAUCAGUAUCGGACUAUAACAUACAGAAGUUUUCUCAGAUACAAUUUCUGAAUGGACAAAGCGUCAGUGCUACUGUUAUGGCUCUUCCAACCUCUUCAACUGCAGGGAGGUUGCUUUUGCUUCUGAAAUCUAUUAGUGAGGUGACUGAGACUUCCAGUUCAAAAAAAGCCAAAAGGAAGUCUAGCUGUAAUGUUGGAUCGCUGGUUCAGGCAGAGAUUACGGAAAUCAAGCCUCUUGAAAUGAGAUUGAAAUUUGGUAUUGGUUUCCGUGGAAGGAUUCAUAUAACGGAGGUCAAUGAUACCUCUCUUUCGGAGAAUCCGUUUAGUAACUUCAGAGUUGGCCAAACAGUGACUGCAAGGAUUAUUGCUAAGGCUGGUCGAUCAGAUAAUAAAAAAAGUCUGCUGUGGGAUUUGUCUAUCAAACCAAAAAUGCUUGAAGGUAGAAUAAUAUCUUGA
Messenger RNA from Dovyalis caffra, 3429 nucleotides. Lineage: Eukaryota; Viridiplantae; Streptophyta; Magnoliopsida; Malpighiales; Salicaceae. The record is from the annotation of a GenBank genome assembly.